Molecule: messenger RNA, 2919 nt
Organism: Schistosoma turkestanicum
Lineage: Eukaryota; Metazoa; Platyhelminthes; Trematoda; Strigeidida; Schistosomatidae
Source: the annotation of a GenBank genome assembly
AUGGAAAGUGGACGGCAUCGAUCACCUUACUAUCGUGAUAAUCAUAAUCUUUCAUCACAUCAAUACAUUGAAGGUAUUGACUCAAAUCCUGACAUAAUCAAUGAUCGUCAGCGACCAGUCAGUGUACAAGAUUUAGAAUAUGGUGAAAUGUAUGAUUCCGGCAUACAACCACAUUCAACAUCACCACGACUAAACAAUCCCUACAUUGAUCCAUUGAUUGAAGCGGAUCCAAGUACCAUUGAUCAUCGUACCACAUCAUUAGAUCGUCGUGGUGAAUAUUAUGGUACAUUAAGAGGAAAUUUUGAUUCACAAAGUGAACGAUUAACAAGAAAACCAAUACAUCGACAAUCGUAUACAUUACAAUCUAAUCCAGGCUUAUCUGGUGGUGGUGGUGGUUCUGGUAUAUUGUCGUCGACGAAUCCAACAACAGGUCGUAGAGCACAUUCAUAUGAUAUGAAUUUAGAAAAACAAGGUUUAACAGAUUAUAAUAGUUUAUUAGCUGCAGCAGCUGCCGCGGCGGCCGCCGGUGGUGGUGGCGCCGGCCUCGGUGCAAAUCCAGCCAUCUAUGGUUAUUCAGCGAAUCCUCUAUUAGAUUACAGCGGUAGUAGUAAUUUAGGUCUACCAACUUAUCCAACUCUUGGCGGUGGUAGUGCCGCCUUGGAUUAUGCAACAUUACAACGAUCAUCUGGUAUUUAUCCUGGCCUGUCACAAACACAACCUACAUCUUUAUUGACACAUAAUCCAACUACUACAGCUGAUAUUGUAACAUUACAAAGAGAAUAUGUUAGGUUACAGCAUGAAUUACAUGUGACUAGAGAAAAACUUAAUGCAUGUACAAUUAGUAUACGUACAUUUUGGAGUCCUGAAUUAAAACGUGAACGAGCAAUGCGUAAAGAAGAAAAUGCUAAAUAUGCUAUAUUGGCGGAUCAUUUACAUCAAUUACAAUUAGAAAAACAAACAAUGUUAGAAACAUUACACAAUAUGGAAUCAGAUUUACGUCAAGAACGUGAUAAACGUAAUCGUAGCCGUUUCAGUGGCAAUGCAAAUGAUCCUGACAAUUUAAAUGAAUUAGAUUUAGCUAAACGUCAAAUUGAUGAUUUAACGCUGGAAAAUUGUCAACUUAAAAAAUCCAUUGAAGAUGGUGAUAAACGUAUAGCUAAUUUAAAAUCAAGUUUAAAUGCAACCGAGGAAAGUUUACGUCGAUUAGUUGAUGCAGUGAAGGCUGGAAAAUCAUCAACAAAUAUCAGUGGAGAUACAACCACAACAACAAUAACUGGUACUACAACUACUACAAAUCUAACUACUGGGGAUGGUUUAACCAAUAUUGGAACAGAUCCUACUGUUGCUUCUAUGUCUUCUAUUAAAUUAGAACGAAUUGAAGCUGACAGACUGGAAAUUUCACGAUUACGCAAUCAAUUAAAUGAAACAUCAAGUAGAAAAAGUGAAGUAGAACGUCAAUUGAUUGAUAGAAAUUUUGAAUUAUCAAGAAUAAAAGAAGAUAAACUUAUUUUAGAGAAAGAUAGUUUACAAAAGAAAUACGAGUCUGUUUUAAGUCAAUUAAGUGAAAAAUCUGAAAAACUUAAACAAUUAGAACAAGAUUGUUCAAAAUCACAUAUUGAAGAAAUUAAACGACAAAAAGCUGAUCUUGAUGAUUUAAAACAUCAUGUUGGUUAUUUACAGAAUACAAUAAAAGAACGUGAAACACGUAUUGAAUUAACUGAAAAAGAAUCUUUUAAAUUACGCGAUGAAUUAACAAAUAUACGUAAGCAAUUGUCAACAGCUGAAGCAGAAGUUAAAAGUUUACGUGAUGAUGCAGUUUACAGGGAGGAACGAAUUAAACAAAUACAAAAUCAAUAUACAGAAGAAUUAGCAAGGCUACGUUGUACUAAUCAAGAACAAGUAACACGUAUUGGACAUUUAGAAAUGAAGCUAGAUGAGAAAGGACAUCAAUUAAAAAGUCAAACAAGUGAAAUUCGUUGUCAAGCUGAUGAAAUCACCCGUCUACAAUCGACCAUUGAAGAAAUCAAUAAUCGUUUAUCAGUGAAUCAAAAACGUGCAGAAGAACGUGAAACAAGAUUAAGAAAACUUGAAAAUGAAAAUCAUGAUUUAUUAGAUGAAAUUCAUAGUCUACGUAAAGGUAAUACAGAACUAGAAAGUCAAAUUGACAAUUUAAGACAACGUUUAUUAGAUCGACAAGAAUCAACAGAAUCAGUCACAGCUGGAUUAUCAUUGUUAACAUCACCUAGAUUAUAUCAACCAACAUCUAAUCAAGAAUUAGAUCGAUUACGUAAACAAUACAAUGAAAUGAAAGCAUCUUAUGAACAAGCCCAGAAAUCAUUUGAAGAAAUACAAAUUGAAUAUGAUCAAAUGAAAAUUCAAUAUCAUAAUUUACAAGUACAAUUGGAGCAAGAAAAUGAAAAAUGUAAAAAACUACAAGAAGAACAACUUCGAAUGAAAGAGAACGAGAUGAAGAGAUCAAGUUUAGAUUUGAGUACUACAACUCAACCUACGCAUCAGUUGACGCAGAAAAUUGAAGAACUUCAGAAAGAACUAGAACGUAAAGAAGCACAGAUUAAAUGCUUAAAUAAACAAAUCGAUCAGCAAUAUUUAUCUUCAUCACUUCAAUCCGAUGUACAUCCUACUACUGAUUCAAUUAAUCAACAAUUAUUAAUUUCUGAUUUACAAGUACGUUUACGUCAAGCAAUUGAAGAUCGUGAUAUUGCACGUGAACAAUUAACCACGAAUUUAACUCGAGUUGAAACAUCCACAUUAGAUAUACAACAACAAUAUAUGUUGGAUAAAGUAAGCAUUACUUUUUAUAUUAAAUUUGUGGAUACUGCUAUUACUACUACUACUACUACUACUACUACUACUACUACUACUACUACUACUACUACUACUACUAAGGACCGCGGUUAA